AGGAGGUAUUUUUAAUGUUAAAUGACACACUUAUAUGCAUACUAAUAUAUACACUUUAAAUAUAUAUAAAAGCCUCAAAUACUGAAUCAGCACUUUUUGAAAAAAGUGUGAUAAUUCUCUGGAAAAUAUAUCACUUUUAAAUGAUAUGUUUUACAAAUUUUUAGCUGACUAUGAAAAAGCCAGGAAAAAACUAAAAUUAGCAGAGGUUACUUCGGACCUGCAGACCGAUGCAGAAGAGGCAUCCCUAGCAAAAUUGGGCAAACGCAACAAAAGACCAAACCCCCGCUAUGAGAGUGAAACAGAGGAUGAAGUUGAUGAACCUAUAAUUAGGAGAAAGUCUCCCAGGAAAAAGACAGGCCCUCCAGCUCCUAUCAUUCCUGAGCCUCCAUCUACGCCUGUUAUUGCCAGACAAGCAUCACCACCACCUUUACCAACUCUCUUUUCCACACCUUUACCUUCAAGUACAUCAGGUAAGUUAAACAAAUUAUUGCAGCUUGACUGAUAUCAUGAAAUACACGUGUUGAAUGAAAGUUAUUGCCAUUUAUGUCUUUUUCGUAUGAAAACUUAUAAACUUAUGGACUAAUAAAAUCUGGACGGUGGAUUUUCAUUAUACUUCUCAAAUUAGUUUUAUGUGUCAAGACUAAUGUAUGGUUAAAAAAUGAAAAGAUUCCCUAUUACAGUUUUUCAGUUAUGAAACCAUAUUCGGCCCCCUUAAAUUGAUUGACUUUAUAUUUUCAGCAUUUGAAAGAAAAUUAAUUUCAUCCAUCGAAGAAGUUAAAGUUCAGGUGAAGUUGAACACAAGUUUGCUGCAGAAUGUUCUGAAAAGGAUAGAUGCACUUGACAAAGAAGAGCAUGAAGGUGAUGCAGGAGAAGAACUCAACAUAGAUUUGCCUCUCAUUAACAAGGACAAAGUUAUGGCACUGGAGGAAAGCCUCAAAACCGAAAAUACCUUAAAGAGAAUGGUAUGCAUCAACAAAAUGAUUUUCACUGUUAUUUUCCUUUUAUUAUAAAAUAUUUGUAUAAAAUUAAAUAUUUUGAAAAUCCGA
Molecule: messenger RNA, 1046 nt
Organism: Ostrea edulis (European flat oyster)
Lineage: Eukaryota; Metazoa; Mollusca; Bivalvia; Ostreida; Ostreidae
Exons: 2
Coding region: 146-502 (118 amino acids)
Source: RefSeq, a predicted model, not a curated record